Messenger RNA from Sceloporus undulatus (fence lizard), 1687 nucleotides. It is a transcript of the gene WDR53, whose product is annotated as WD repeat domain 53. The transcript has 3 exons. The record is from RefSeq and is a predicted model, not a curated record. NCBI's taxonomy places the organism in Eukaryota, Metazoa, Chordata, Lepidosauria, Squamata, Phrynosomatidae. Gene Ontology annotation, molecular function: protein binding. Bases 256 to 1308 code for a protein of 350 amino acids.
AAACUAGGCCUUGAAGGUGAGGCGGCCAUGUUAGGUAAGGGAAAAAAUGUUGAGAAAUUGGGGCGGGGCUUCUCUCUGCGCGUGCGCAAGAGUUACUCCUGUCAGUGUGGAAGAGGCCCGGUAUGUGACGUCAUAUUCCCUCGCCGGAAGAGAAGAGGGGUGUCUGUCAGAGGCGGCGCCAGUCCUGGAGGUUUUCCCGAGAGGCGAGCAGUGCUGCUGCAAAGGCGGUGGCUUCCUGGAGCCUCCUAAACUACUAUGGCAGAGAAGUGGACCGGUGGACACUCUUCUUCAGUGUUAUGUCUGAACGUCAGCAAAGAUGGCCUCUUGGCUUCAGGAGCAGAAGGAGGAGAGCUUACAAUCUGGAAUGAGGAAGGAUGUCCAUUGGAACAUGUGCAGCUCCAGAAAACAGAGGACGUCACUAGCGUUGUGUUUUCUUCCGCCUGUCCUGGGAGGCUGUAUGCUUCUCAUGGGGAGACUAUUAGCAUUCUUGAUGCCAGAUGUCUCAAGGAACCGGUUGAACAUUUCCAUGUAAAUGAGGAUGAGAUCAAUUGUCUUUCGGUAAAUGAAACAGACAGUUUCUUAGCUGCUGCUGACGAUUCUGGAGCAAUAAAGAUAAUUGACUUGGAAAGCAAGAAGUUAAGCCGCUGCCUGAGAAGACACUCAAAUAUUUGUUCAUCUGCUGUGUUUCGACCUCAGAGACCUCAAAGCCUUCUUUCAUGUGGCCUGGAUAUGAAGGUUAUGAUGUGGAAUUUGCAGAAAGCUCGCCCACUGUGGAUUGUGAACUUGCAAGAAGAGGAAGCAGAUGAGCAGUCAGCUGGCCAGCUCUUUAACCCACCCCUAGCCUAUUCUUUGUCUGUUUCUGUCUGCGGCAAUGUUUUUGGUUGUGGAGCUGAAGAUGGUAAAAUCAGGAUCUUCCGGGUAGUAGGUUCCAAAUUUGAACAGGAGGUAGCAUUUAAGGGUCACUCCUUAGGAGUGUCACAAGUUUUAUUUUUACCAGAACCCUACCAGUUCAUUUCAGGAGGAAAUGAUGGCAAAGUAUUGUUAUGGGAUGUCAGCAAUGAAGUAGGGAAACUGAAGAGUCCAGUCAGGCCCAUUCAUAGAAGGAAGACCAAGAUGUCCAAUGCCAAGAAAGUUGACAAAACAAACACAGAGCCUACAAGUGGAUGUGUACCCUUUUCACCAAAACUGACUAUUGAGCAUGGAGAGAAAGUGAACUGGAUUUCAUACAUAGAGAUUAAGGGUUCUAGGAGAGUACUGGUUGCCGAUCAGUCUAGCAGUAUAUCUGUCUAUCCUAUUGCUGAACCUUAAACAUAUCUCAAUAAGUAACUUGAUUCCUUGAUGUACUGGGUCUACCUGUUUGGGACUUUUUCUUCUUCUUCUUCUUCUUUUUUUUUUUGAAACACCAUCUUUAUUACCUCAAAUAAAUUAAAUCAACUGCACACAUUCUGCAUAUCGAUAAAUAAAUAAAUAUACUGAAGUUAAUAAACCUAACUCAUUGUAUCAGUAAUGGGAUUUCUUGGGCUAAAUCUGGUAUGAUCUUACUGAUGAACUGGCAGUCAAAACUGUUGGUUGUAAAUAUAUGUAAUAUAUUUGUAAAUAUAUGUAAAUAUAACAUCUCUGCCUUGUAAAAAAAAGGAAAAAUAAAGAAAUCCUUGCACUAUUUAAAAUUAAAAAUACAUUUUUUUUC